AUGGGGCACCUUGACGAUCUUGCGGAUUGCGACGAGGGCUAUUGGAGGAAGCGGCUAUCCUUCCUUGACAUUUCUACUCGCAAAUUCAUUGUUCCAUCACAGGUGCUUCUGUUGAUCCUCGUCGGUCUCAACUUCUUCACGGGCCUCACCUCGGGCCACUUCUCGCUGGUGCCCUUCUUCCCGCUGAUGUUCCUGUGGCUGGUCCUCUACGUCGGCCACAUUGGCGCGCACAAGCGUCGCGCGUCGUUCUUGCACGCCUACUUCAUUCUGAACGUGCUCAUCAUCUGCUUCGUCCUCGCCACGUUCAUCAUGUUCCCGGCUGUCCUGGGCACCAUCCUGUGCGCGCUCGAUGGCGGCUACGGCGGCGGUUGCUCGUGGGGUGAGGCCAAGGCCAUCGCCCACCUCACCUUCAUCGGCUUCCUCUUCGCCUUCAUCCCUUGCUUUCCCGCGGCCAUGGGCGCCAUCUACGCGCUGCGGGCGAGAAACGAAUUGCUGAUGGCCGAGCUGCGCGCUUCGGUCGAGGCCGAGCUGGGCGUGAGGCUCGACGGCCGCAGCUCGUCGGCGGACCACCAGGAGCACCUGGGCCUCCUCCACGCCCGGCCCGUCGCGCCCUCCCCGCAGCAGCAGCGCUACUACUACUCGUGCGACUACCGCCCCGUGGUCUACAUGCCCAACCCGCCCUCCUUCUCCUCGAACGGCGGUGGCUACUCUGGCUCGCAGCCGCAGCCGCAGCCGGUGCCCUACCAGCACGGCCAGCCGGUGCAGUUCCCGGCGCCCCCGCCCACGGGCUACUACUACUAUCCGCCGCCGCCGCCGCGCAGCGCGGGCGCGCCCUCGCCUCCUGCCGCUCCCGCACAGCAGAGCGCCCCGGCCGGCACGCCUCCGUCGGUCCCGCAGACGUCUGACGGCAAGCAGUGA
Messenger RNA from Acanthamoeba castellanii str. Neff, 918 nucleotides. RefSeq lists its product as uncharacterized. The record is from RefSeq and is a predicted model, not a curated record. The transcript has 5 exons. Lineage: Eukaryota; Discosea; Longamoebia; Acanthamoebidae. Bases 1 to 918 code for a protein of 305 amino acids.